AUGGCGAGACAGGAGGAUGUUGUGAUCCACUGUGUCAAAGGCAGCUGUCAGAUCCAGAAGGACCAUUACAAGGUGUUCAAUGAUUCCAUCCAUGGUCAUGUGGAGUUGCACCCGCUUCUCGUCAAAAUUAUUGACACAUCUCAGUUCCAGAGACUACGAAACAUCAAGCAGCUGGGAGGGGGCUAUUUCGUUUUCCCUGGAGCAUCCCACAACCGCUUUGAACACUCAAUCGGGGUGGCGUACUUAGCAGGAGAGCUUGUACGAAAUCUGAAAUCAAAGCAACCAGAACUCGACAUCACUCCCAGAGAUGAACUUUGUGUGGAGAUUGCUGGUCUUUGUCAUGACCUGGGACAUGGACCCUUUUCUCAUCUGUUUGAUGGAAUGUUCAUCCGCAAAGCACGUCCAAAAAAGAACUGGAAGCAUGAGACUGCCUCUAUACAGAUGUUUGACUACCUGGUGAAUGCUAAUGGUCUACAGCCAGUGAUGAAGAAGUAUGGCCUAGAGCUCCCUAAGGACCUGGACUUCAUCAAGGAAAUGAUUGCAGGAGCUCAGGGAAUUAAUGCAGGUCAAGGCCAGGAGUGGCCAUAUAAAGGCCGACCAAAGAACAAGUCCUUCCUCUAUGAAAUCGUGGCCAACAAAAGAACGGGCAUUGAUGUGGACAAGUUUGACUACUUUGCCAGGGACUGCCACCACCUGGGCAUUCAGAACAAUUUUGACCAUCGCCGCUUCAUCAUGUUAGCCAGGGUGUGUGAGGUGGCUGGAAAGAAGCACAUCUGUGUUAGAGACAAGGAAAUUGGAAAUGUGUGUGACAUGUUCUACACAAGGAUCAGUCUCCACAGAAGAGCCUACCAGCACAGAGUGAACAAGAUCAUAGAGUCUAUGAUCACAGAGGCCCUUUUAAAGGCAGAUAAGCACAUCCAGAUUGAAGGCAUAGAAGGGAAGAAGGUCACUCUCUCUGAAGCCAUAGAUGACAUGGAGGCCUACACCAAGCUGACAGAUUGUGUGUUUGAACAAAUACUCACCUCCUCCUCUAAGGGCCUGAAGGAGGCUAAGGGGAUUCUGCAAAGGAUUCAAUCUCGACAACUUUACACGUUUCUGGGCCAAACAAAGGCCAUGACGCUUACUCUAGAGAUGAUGUCCACUUGGAAAGAGGAAUUGGCCAUCCCUCAGACUGAUGUUGGGCUACAGCCAGAUGACUUUGAAAUUCUAGUGAUCACAAUGGACUAUGGGAAGAAAGACAAGAACCCUGUGAAUGAAAUGUAUUUCUACAGCAAGAAUGAUGUUACCAAAGCUAAACAGAUCCCUGAAGGACAGAUGUCUGAGCUGCGUCCAACAUGCUUUUCUGAGACACUGAUCAUGGUUUACUGCAAGAAGACUGAUAACAAGAGUGUGAAGGCUGCUAAGGAACACUUUGUCAAGUGGAGCGAGAACAAGGGCUUUCAGCCUCUCUCUGCAUUGCUCUCUAAAUCUGAAAUCACGGAAUUGGUCAACUGGUCUCUCAACGCAAUUGACAGAAUUUUCUCGACGAGAAGCCUGGGUUCGGGGGAACCUGUCUGUCCUGAUGGAACGUUCGCCGCUGGCUACACGAUGGACUCCUGGGAGAAGUGGAGGGUCGUGUGCCUGGCGAUUCUUUCCGUUGAGGACAUCGAGGAUGUCUACAUAUUCGGAACCAUGAUAACAGGCUAUCUGCUGAUUGGAUUAGGCAUUGCCCUGGUGUAUCGGAAAAGUCGGGGGUCGGUGUCAGCAGUGCAAAUCUCCACGAAGCCGCCCGACAUGAUUGAGGGAGUGGGCAGAGCUGUUAGCACUCAGACUGCAAUUAUGAACAGCAACAUGGAAAACAUGGACAGAGCUAUCAGUGCUCAGAAUGUGGUCAUAGAUCGCAAGAUGGGAAUUAUCUUGGAGAAGCUUUCGGCUUUUGGCGGGCAAAGGGAUCGAUCUGAAGACCAGUAA
This is a messenger RNA of Scomber japonicus (chub mackerel), 1950 nucleotides long. RefSeq names its product deoxynucleoside triphosphate triphosphohydrolase SAMHD1-like. Gene Ontology annotation, biological process: regulation of innate immune response; defense response to virus; dGTP catabolic process. Bases 1 to 1950 code for a protein of 649 amino acids. Gene Ontology annotation, molecular function: dGTPase activity. NCBI's taxonomy places the organism in Eukaryota, Metazoa, Chordata, Actinopteri, Scombriformes, Scombridae. Gene Ontology annotation, cellular component: nucleus. The record is from RefSeq and is a predicted model, not a curated record. The transcript has 16 exons.